Messenger RNA from Trichomycterus rosablanca, 522 nucleotides. RefSeq names its product U1 small nuclear ribonucleoprotein 70 kDa-like. Lineage: Eukaryota; Metazoa; Chordata; Actinopteri; Siluriformes; Trichomycteridae. The transcript has 4 exons. The coding region runs from base 53 to 415 and encodes 120 amino acids. The record is from RefSeq and is a predicted model, not a curated record.
UGGGUGUGAUUUGGAACACAGCCCGGGGACGGGCGUGGUCGGGUAUGUGUGGAUGGUAUUUCCUCAUGUUAGUGUUGAUAAAACACACCGAGAGUUUGUGCACCUCAGUGUGACCGUCAGAACUCACCUGAGAACAACCAUGGACUUCGAUCUGUCUGCAGCUGUUGAUAAGGACGAGGUGAAGAAGGCUGAAGCGAAUGAGGUAGAGGGCAUUUUCGGAUUUGGGAAGAAAGACGGAGACAAAACGAAGGAGAAGGAAAAGGAGAAAAAGUCCGAGCAUAAGGAUAAGGGCAAAAGCAAAGAGCACAAGAAACCUAAAGAGCACAAAAAACCCAAAGAGCACAAGAAGAACAAGGAACACAAGAAGCACAAGGGGAAGGGCGGCGGCAGCUCGUCCUCCUCCGACAGCGACUAGACUGAAUUUGGACUGAUGACGUUUCUUCUCGCCCUUUUCGUUGGACUGAAUGAUGUAAAGUCAGCAUGCUGUUAUAUAUGAACAGACAAUAAAUCUAUUUAAAAGUA